Melozone crissalis (California towhee) is the source of this 4240-nucleotide messenger RNA. It is a transcript of the gene ANGPTL2, whose product is annotated as angiopoietin like 2. Lineage: Eukaryota; Metazoa; Chordata; Aves; Passeriformes; Passerellidae. The transcript has 4 exons. The coding region runs from base 1768 to 3240 and encodes 490 amino acids. The record is from RefSeq and is a predicted model, not a curated record.
GACCUUAUCUUCGUCUUACAGAGCAAGUCCAGUUUCAGCAUUUGAUCAGCCUGCUCAUAGCCUUACCUAAAUCAAAACUUCAUAUAUUUUUAGGAAUGGAGAUUCUACCACCUAUUUGGGUGACUGCUUCAGUCCUCAGUCACCCUCACAGUGAAGUUCAAAUAAAACCCAUUUUUUUCCUGAGGUAAUUUGUAUCCGCCAUAUACUUUCACUGCACUUCCAAAAGGAAUUUAUCUUCUUUACAAACACCCUUUAAGUAGCUGAACAUGUGUCUUUCUUUACCUUCUCACCUGGAGGCUACACAAACCUCUCUCUUUCUGCUGCUAUUCAUUCAUCAUGCCUCCAGCUAGCCAUGCUGGGUGUACUCAGCUGGACUCACUCCAGUUUCUCACAGCUGUUACUAUCACCAUUUCAUGCAAUUUAAAAAAACUAAUGUACCAGAGAUGAGCAAACAGUAAGGUGAUAGAUACUUAAAUAUUCAAUGAUUAUUCCAUGAGAAAUAUUUUAGAAGCAAAGAAAUAACGCUACAGCAACACUACACCUUGGUUUAAAAGUAUCAGACUUUAUGCACUGAAAAAACUCCAACACUGCAUUUUUCAUUCGUUUUAUUUAAGAAAACUAGGUUGCAUAUACACAUGAGCAUUAAAAAUCAACAAUGAAAAGGUUUUAGAAGUACAUGACGUCAAAGUGCUGAUCAAGUAGCUGAUAAGAGAGUGGUUUGUGACAGGGUAUUUCUGGCAGCAGUGACAAUGCUAAGCCCAUAUUUCCAAGACUACUGUUGCCCACAAAGUUCUGGUAUUGAUUUAUUUUUUGAGAGAUUGUGAGGGCCUCAGCUGUCCACCUCGAAUAUGAAUCUGCAUGGAGAAUUAAGUUAGGGCAAUUUCACCGAAGGGCAACUCUUGCAGUAUGCCAGUAGACACUACCAGCUGAUUUAAAUCACCAUGCAUUGCCACUGUCCACCAUGCACAUAUGCAGCUACUUUUCUCCUUUCAAGAAGGGACUCUGAAGUGAGAUGACUAGGCUGAGUUUAGAGACCGUCUCCAGUGAGAGUCACAGUAAAUGUUUCAGUUAUAAAUUCUACUAAUCUAGAAAAUAACAGAUUUUACUGCCUAUUAUAUCUGAGUAGUAGAGUUUUUAACUUACAGUUAUUAAGGACCAAUGUAAAAUAAGUUUUUCCUUUUUUUUAAAGCAAUGGAGAUUCAAUACUGCUGAAUAAAGUAAAAUUGUUACAUAUCACCUAAGCUGUAUGUCUUGCAAUGUAUAUACAGUUCUAAAAUACUGCAAAUUAACAGUCUGAUAUUUUUAGAACUUUUAGCAGCAUUAAUACAUAUAUUAACUUACAUUAUGUUUACAUUUAAAAGGUUGUAUUUAUAACUAAAAAAUGGAAAGUGUAAUUAAUAUUUAAAUGAAAAUGCCAAUCCUGGAAACUUUUGUGGUAUUUGCCUGGAAGAAAGGAAUCUUAAAAUCCUUGUAUUUAUUGCUUACUUUCUUAUGGUUCUUGGCAGGCUUUAGAUGAACUAGCAACUAGUAACUACAGUUCUGACCACAGAAAGAUACAACUACUCCUCAUGAUGUCCCCUUUAAUCAACACAAGUUGACGCUGGAACUCAUUUGUACAAAUAGUUACUAUGUACUAUUUUGUAAGUCUUAGAAGAGAUGAUAAUUUGUAAAUUCACACUUAUUUCCUACUCAUUACUAUUAAAUUUAUUUUAAAACAGAUUUUACUAAAUUCUUUGCAGAAGAAUAUUUGACCGGAACUAGAGGAUCAUGAUGACAACAAGAUUCAUCUGUUUAAUACUAGUAACUGUUGUGGGAGUUACUACAAGUGAAACACAGGAAUUUGAAGGCAAUGACAAGGAAAAAGCUCAAGAAUUCAUUUAUAUGAAUAGAUAUAGGCGUUCCAGUGACACACAGGACAAAUGCACUUACACCUUUAUUGUACCUCAGCAGAGAGUGACAGGUGCUAUUUGUGUUAAUUCUAAGGAGCCUGAAGUUCUGCUUGAAAACAGGGUAAAUAAACAAGAAUUACAGUUACUUAACAAUGAACUUCUUAAACAAAAGAGACAAAUAGAAACUCUUCAGCAACUGGUAGAGGUGGAUGGUGGAAUUGUUAAUGAAGUUAAACUGUUAAGAAAAGAGAGCAGAAAUAUGAAUUCUCGUGUCACACAACUCUACAUGCAGCUAUUACAUGAAAUUAUCCGAAAACGUGACAACGCCUUAGAACUUUCUCAACUUGAAAAUAAGAUUUUGAACCAAACUGCAGACAUGUUGCAGCUUGCAAACAAAUACAAAGACUUAGAGCACAAGUAUCAACAUUUGAUGUCAAUCGCCAACAAUCAGACAAUAAUAAUUGCCCAGCUGGAAGAACAUUGUCAAAGAAUGCCCUCCAUAAAGCCACUGCCACAAACUCCACAACCACCAAUUAAAGUGUACCAGCCUCCUACUUACAAUCGCAUUAAUAACCAGAUAUCUACUAAUGAGAUUCAAAGUGAUCAGAACUUAAAGGUUCUGCCACCUACCUUACCAACCAUGCCUGCAGUUACUAGUAUUCCAACUUCAACUGAUAAACCAUCUGGGCCCUGGAGAGACUGUCUACAAGCAUUAGAAGACGGCCAUGACACAAGCUCCAUCUAUCUUGUAAAACCAGAAAACACAAACCAGCUUAUGCAGGUCUGGUGUGACCAGCGGCAUGACCCCGGUGGCUGGACUGUCAUUCAGAGACGGCUGGACGGCUCUGUCAACUUUUUCAGGAACUGGGAAACAUACAAGCAAGGAUUUGGUAAUAUAGAUGGAGAAUAUUGGCUUGGAUUAGAAAACAUUUAUUGGUUAACAAAUCAAGGCAACUACAAACUGCUCAUAACAAUGGAAGACUGGUCAGGUCGAAAAGUAUUUGCUGAGUAUGCCAGCUUCAGACUGGAGCCAGAGAGUGAGUACUACAAGCUGAGACUGGGACGCUACAAUGGCAACGCGGGAGAUUCUUUCACUUGGCACAACGGCAAACAGUUCACCACGCUAGACCGGGACCACGACGUAUAUACAGGUAACUGUGCUCAUUACCAGAAGGGAGGAUGGUGGUACAAUGCAUGUGCUCACUCAAAUCUCAAUGGAGUCUGGUAUCGUGGAGGACACUACCGCAGUCGAUAUCAGGAUGGUGUUUACUGGGCUGAAUUCCGGGGAGGAUCAUAUUCACUAAAGAAAGUUGUUAUGAUGAUAAGACCUAACCCUAACACAUUUCACUGAAAUAACUCUUCCCUUGGUUUGCUUUGUUGUUCUAAAAAUCACAUAAAGCUAUGAUUUUAUUACCUGAAAUUAUCUUUUCAGAAAUGAGGAAUGUAGGAUACUGUACAUUUAUUGAUAACGUAUGAGGGCUUGUAUAUUAUAUUUUCAAGAAUCAUCCCCAGAAAAAGAGCCGAAGAAAAGGAACUGUAAUAACAUUCAGAACACCUCUUGGUCCUAUUGUCCUAUUGGAACUUGCAGUUUAGAUGAAAACUGUAGAUAAACUUCCUGGUUUUUAUUCCCUGUAAAUUAAGUUUGGAUGAUAAAAAUUUUGCCACCACAUUUAAGUAUUUUUGUAUGUUAUGUAUAAAUAUUCUCAAAUACAAGAAAUACUACAAACUGUACAGUAAGAGUUUUAUUAUUGUUAUUAUAAGCAAUCAUUUGACACAGGAAUCAUAUCCUUUGAAGUAGGUAGCUGGUAUAUGUACAUUAGUGUAAUGAUUAGGUAAUCUUUGUUAACUACCAUGAAUAAAGUUAGAACUAUAUAAUUCUGUUUUGAGAGCAGAUACUCAAACCAUUAUUGUCCUGAUAAAUCUGGCCUUUUCCCUUCCCUAUGUGCAUUUAAAUAAUCUGCUCCUAGAAAAGUUCACCAUUAAUUCAAAUAUUUUAGAUUAAAAACAUUAAUUAUUUCUUACCAAAAUGAAGUAGCUACUUGCAUAUGGAAAUUAAUCCAGAUUUAUAAUAGGUAUUCUGUGCUCUAUACCCAACAAGUUAUACUACACAACUGUUACGGUAUUUUGUACCCGACUUCAGUGAUUACCUGCUGUGUAGCCUCUGUAUUCAGAAAUGGCUGGAUAUAAAUUAAAGGGUCUAUCCAACUUUGCAGGCAAAUGAUGGAUACCAAUUUAUAAGCUAUUUAAUAACCUUAGCCUUUAGAUAAAAAAUUAUAUAGAGAACUUAUCCAUAGCAAAAAAGUUAUUUUAAACAUAUUUCACAAUUAUUACUGUCAAAUUAUUAAACAGAU